Paramuricea clavata is the source of this 450-nucleotide messenger RNA. NCBI's taxonomy places the organism in Eukaryota, Metazoa, Cnidaria, Anthozoa, Malacalcyonacea, Plexauridae. The record is from the annotation of a GenBank genome assembly.
AUGCCUGAUUUCCAUCGUCAAUCUAGUACAGAACUUAUGGGAAAUAGAACAAGACACCUAAUUACGUUUAAUCCAAAUUCUGCCAAACCGGGAGAAGAAAUUUAUGUGAAUAUUCCAAAAUUAAAACCGGAUUCCGUAUUAGUUCCCGAUAGUAUGGCGCUGGUAUUCGACUUUAAAAAUGCCAACGAGAAAUCCUGGUUCCGCAAUAAUUUGGGAAAAUUACUACAGAAAAGAUUAGAAAUCCGGUUGGCCGGCGAAAAAGUCUACGAUAACGGUGGCGAAAGUUUGAUGGAAGUGUAUAAAGAUUUGUGGAUGGAUGGAAAACAACGUGCCGAUAAGAUCGAAGACGGUAUUGCAACCGAAGCCGUCCGCAAGAAAAUCUCCAAGGACGACGAAGCCAAUGCCGAUGCCGAUGCCACCGCCUUAUUUGGAAUUUUUGGAACGAAAUAA